Molecule: messenger RNA, 1567 nt
Organism: Cryptomeria japonica (Japanese cedar)
Lineage: Eukaryota; Viridiplantae; Streptophyta; Pinopsida; Cupressales; Cupressaceae
Product: transcription factor MYB1
Exons: 3
Coding region: 427-1467 (346 amino acids)
Source: RefSeq, a predicted model, not a curated record
CAAAGUGCUUGAACAAACGCACAAAAACUUUUUCAAGGCCCUUGCAAAUAAAAUAUUGUUUUUCUCUUUUGUUUGCAUCGACUAAAGUCGAUCUUCGUAGCUAUAUUUCAGAGUCUUUGAAUUUGUUUUUGUGGAUUAUAUGCAUAGGAAAUCAUAUUUGUUCUGAAAAGGUUUUGUCAUUUAUAGGAUCUUGCUACACUAGUCUUUCUCUCUUUGCAAGGAGGAAUAAAAAAUUGGAAGAUCUUUGAUCUACAGUAGAUUUGGAAUUGUGAAAUGGGGUGUGGAGAUAACUGUGAAUAAACUAUAUGGGCAACGGGUCCAGGUUUAACUUCAAGCACAUGCCGGUCACUAAUGUCAGCAUUGUUUAUAUAUUGAUCCCAUCAAUGCAGAAAAACUAAUUGGGAGGUAUUGAGGAAGUUUGAGAAAAUGGGUAGGGCUCCUUGCUGUUCUAAAGAUGCGGGUCUAAAUCGUGGGGCAUGGACUGCAGAAGAGGACUCCAUUCUAACUCAGUACAUCUCAAUUCAUGGUGAUGGUGGAUGGAAAUACCUCCCACCGAAAGCAGGUCUGAAGAGAUGUGGAAAGAGUUGUAGAUUGCGAUGGUUGAAUUAUCUUCGUCCAGAUAUCAAGAGGGGAAACAUCUCAGCCGAUGAAGAGGAGCUCAUUAUCAGAAUGCACAAACUGCUUGGGAACAGAUGGUCACUGAUAGCAGGAAGACUGCCUGGCCGAACAGACAACGAGAUCAAGAACUACUGGAACACCAAAUUGGUGAAAAAGCUGGAAAUCAGAGAAAGUGCUGAGGAAGCAAAAGAAACUAGUACAACUUCGAAAUCUCCCUCUGCCAAUUCAGAGGAUCAGCGUAUCUUCCGAACAGUGGCAGUCAGAACUACUGCAGUGAGAAUAGCAAAUGACCCCUACAAAGAGGUUGCCAACUGUACUUCAAAACAACAUCAAGAAAUCAAGUUGCAAAAGGAGGGUUCACAAAAUGUUGAUGGUUCAGAACCAUGGUCUCAAUCUUUUGUGGAUGACUUGAUCGCAGGUAGUGAUUUUGAUCUUGUUGAGUAUACUUCAGCUCAAAACACCAUGGAAUCUGAAAGCUCCUCCAUGGAAUUUAUUGGGCAACGUUGCUCCACAUCUUUGCCAAUAAAUGCAAUAAGUGAAGUCAAUACAUGCAAAAGUGCAUCAUAUUUGAGGGAGAUGAGUUCUCCUGAGGACAAUCUGCCCUGCUCUCAGUAUGAUUUCUCAAAGCCCAUUGGUGGCAAGGAACAAAUUUGUUCUCUCCAGACUAGUACCCAUCAAAUUGAUAGUGUUGAAACCUUCAAGGAGCAAGGAAUUAUUGAAAUGUUUGAUGACAUUGGUACAGAUGAUUGGAUCAAUGAAUUACAACAUUUUAGGAUGACAAGCCUCUUCCAGGAGGAGGAAAAUUGGGUGGAAAGAAAUGGAUACCCUGAUUGUAUGCAGUUUUCAUAGAAGAGAGCUUGGUGGCUCAGCUAUAUUGGUCUAAACUGUAUUAACCUAUUAAGUAUUGUACGUGAUGUUAAUAAGCCAUAAACCCUGUCUCAGGCCGAAA